Molecule: messenger RNA, 972 nt
Organism: Helicoverpa armigera (cotton bollworm)
Lineage: Eukaryota; Metazoa; Arthropoda; Insecta; Lepidoptera; Noctuidae
Exons: 2
Coding region: 105-929 (274 amino acids)
Biological process (GO): regulation of transcription by RNA polymerase II
Cellular component (GO): nucleus; transcription regulator complex
Source: RefSeq, a predicted model, not a curated record
UUUUAGUCACUGCCGCCUUGCAGAGUGAGCGAACGCGCGUUCACGUUAGUGUACAAAUAAACUGUUAUAAAUAAAACGAAGUUAAUAAACAGUGUUAUAAAGUGAUGGCAGAAAUUGCAGAGUUUCAGUUAGUUCAAAUAGAUACGGAGUUGUUAAUCAAAGAAGUGAAGGCUAGACCGAGUUUGUAUGCAAGAGACGCGGACAAAUAUGGCGACCCGCAAUUUAAAAAAUCUCUGUGGGAGGAAGUUGCUAAAUCAAUAUAUGGAGAAAUGUGGGAUACUGCUGAUGCUGGUGAUAGAAUUGAACAAGUCGACCUAGUCCAGCGCAGAUGGAAGAACCUUCGAGCUUGCUACGGCCGCGAAAUCAAACGCCAAAAGGACCCAAAAUUCGUCUUCGGAGUAGCUUACAAAAGGCGUAAAUAUCUCUACUUCAACGAACUGUCAUUCCUAAAGAAAGAAUUCGAAGGAAACGACAAUGAUGAUAAAGAUAGCACAAUUGAUUUACCUGAGAAAAAUGAAGCAGAAAACACUAUGGUAACUGUGGAUACAAAUAUCGAAGAAAUACCUAUUGUAGAAGCUAUGCCAAAGAGGAGAAAUGAUGUGCCAAAAAUUGUUAAGACCCCAAAAAGGAGUAUUGAACCAAUUACAUAUACGGCAAAACCUGACUCAGACAGCAGUAGUAGUAACACUAAUGUUGAUAGCACAAAUUUUGCUUUAUCCCUUGUACCGCUACUAAACAUGUUACCAACCCACAAAAGAAUUGAUGCCCAAAUUAUGUUACUGACAGUUUUAAAAAGGUUCUAUCAAGAUUCGAAUGAACCUGAUGUAAAGGUUGCGCCACCAAGGACUUAUGGUAAGAGAAAAUGUGAGACUAGUGUAACAACUGUUGAAGUUAAAUGUGAAGCUGAGAGUGAUGAGGAGUAUAAGUAGGUUAUUUUAACAGUAUUGCAGUAUUUUUAAUUACACUUGCUCA